Molecule: messenger RNA, 1019 nt
Organism: Peromyscus eremicus (cactus mouse)
Lineage: Eukaryota; Metazoa; Chordata; Mammalia; Rodentia; Cricetidae
Gene: Thap2
Product: THAP domain containing 2
Exons: 3
Coding region: 97-750 (217 amino acids)
Cellular component (GO): nucleus
Source: RefSeq, a predicted model, not a curated record
UUUUGUGCGCGGUGACAGCAGCCUCGGCGGCGGCGGCGGCGGGCUGCGCGCCGGAGAAGUGGCGUCAGGGGAGCGCCGGAUGAGGGGCCGGGGGAAAUGCCGACCAAUUGCGCCGCGGCGGGCUGUGCUGCGACCUACGACAAGCACAUUAACGUCAGCUUCCACAGGUUUCCUUUGGAUCCUAAAAGAAGAAAAGAAUGGGUUCGCCUGGUUAGGCGCAAAAACUUUGUGCCAGGAAAACACACUUUUCUUUGUUCAAAGCACUUUGAAGCCUCCUGUUUUGAUCUAACAGGCCAAACUCGACGACUUAAAAUGGAUGCCGUUCCAACCAUUUUUGAUUUUUGUACCCAUAUAAAGUCUAUGAAACUCAAGUCAAGGAAUCUUUUGAAGAAAAACGACAGUUUUACUCCAACUGGACCAUGUCAUUUAAAGCCGAACAGUAGUCAGCAAGUACUACUUGAACACAGUUACGCCUUUAGGAACCCUAUGGAGGCGAAAAAAAGGAUAAUUAAACUAGAAAAAGAAAUAGCAAGCUUAAGAAGAAAAAUGAAAACUUGCCUGCAAAGGGAACGCAGAGCAACUCGAAGAUGGAUCAAAGCCACGUGCUUUGUGAAGAAUCUAGAAGCAAGUAACAUGCUCCCUAAGGGCAUCUCAGAACACAUUUUACCAGCGGCCUUAAGCAGUCUUCCUUUGGAAGGUUUCAAACUUCUUGAACAAGAUCAACAAGAGAAAACAUUACCAGGUCUCUAAAUCUAAAGUAGAUCUGCAUUCACGUUUUCCUUCCCAGAGCCUGAUGGCCAUCUUCCAUUCUUAUCAUCGAUGCUACUUAACGGCAAUUGUACUAAAAUCAAGUACUUAAAGUUUUACUUGAAGGAGCAAUCACUACAUGACUUACAGAGACUUGAGUCUAAGAAAGAUGAAAAACCUGAAUGACAACUUUGAGAACGAGCAGAAGUGCCUUACGUGAGGAUUAUGUUCUUAGACACUGUCUUCAGAAACACCGUUUGCAGGGUGUUUCU